Molecule: messenger RNA, 4967 nt
Organism: Salvelinus fontinalis (brook trout)
Lineage: Eukaryota; Metazoa; Chordata; Actinopteri; Salmoniformes; Salmonidae
Product: YTH domain-containing family protein 1-like
Exons: 6
Coding region: 428-2302 (624 amino acids)
Biological process (GO): mRNA destabilization
Cellular component (GO): cytoplasm
Molecular function (GO): N6-methyladenosine-containing RNA reader activity; mRNA binding
Source: RefSeq, a predicted model, not a curated record
ACCAUGCAGGGCCACCCACCUUUCAAGAAACCCAGUGUCGCUGACGUAAAGCUCAGUCUAGAACCCGGAUGGAACCAAUGGGAUAGAACAGCCAUUGGGGGAAGUGCUGUACGCUAACUGUGGAGGGAUCUCUGGAGUGAAAAAAAGACGUACAAGAUUCAACUGUGGACAGAGAUUGUACCGGAUCCAAAAACAAUAUUCUGUGGAGAUCUAGAAAUAUUAUACGGACUUAUUUAAGCUUGGACAUUGAAUCAGAGCGGACCGGAUAAGAUACUUGCACUGUGGGAGUUGAUCUGGGGAUACAACAGUGGAAAAACACUUUAGCUAGCCUAGCCAGCUAACUGAGCUAGGAACCAUCGAAAACCGGAGCAUCGGAUACACUGACCUGCUAGGCUCCGUGCGAAUCCAGAGACUUGCUUAAUGAAUUAUGUCUGCCACAAGCAUUGACCCUCAGAGAUCAAAGGGACAAGCAUCUAAAGUGCAAAAUGGUUCGCUGCAUCAGAAGGAGACUGUCCACGACAAUGACUUUGAGCCGUACCUCACUGGCCAAUCAACCCAGGUGCGUGACUGGCCGCAGAACAGCAGCUACCAGUCCAUGACCGACCCCUACCUGUCCAGCUACUACGCCCCCUCCAUCGGCUUCCCCUACCCCCUCAGUGAGGCCCCCUGGUCCACCGGUGGAGAUCCCCCAAUCCCUUACCUCACCCCCUACGGACCCUUGAACAAUGGAGACCACCACUUCAUGCCCGACACCGUGUUUGGCCAGCCUGGAGGGCUUGGCAGCAGCAUCUACCCUCACCGCUUUAACUUUUUCCCUGAGAACCCGGCCUUCUCCGCCUGGGGCACCAGUGGCUCCCAGGGCCAGCAGACUCAGAGCUCAGCCUACGGUGGCAGCUAUAGCUACCCUCCCAGCUCCCUGGGUGGCACACUGGUGCCUGACGGCCAGACAGGCUUCCACAACGACACCCUCAACAAGGCCCCUGGCAUGAAUAGCCUGGAGCAGGGCAUGGUGGGCCUGAAGAUCGGUGGUGACCUCACAGGCCAGGGGUCUGGGGUCAAGGCUGUGGGCUCUGUGAUUGGCGGACCGCCGGUGGUGGCACAGGGGAACGGGGGUACGUCGAUCGGUAUGCCCCCGCCCAAGCCCGCCUCUUGGGCGGCCAUCGCUAGUAAGCCGGCCAAACCCCAGCAGCUGAAGACCAAGGUGAAACCAGGCAUGCCCAGCCCUGGGGGAACCCUGCCCCCUCCGCCCAUCAAACACAACAUGGACAUUGGCACUUGGGACAACAAGGGGCCUGUGAAUAAAGUGGCCCAAGCCCCCAUGCAGCAGCAGCAGCAGGCUAUGAGCAUGCCCCAUGGCCACCCCAUGCAGCCCCAGACCCCCAUGCAGCAGAACCCCAUGCAGCCCCCUCCCCAGUCCCUGCUGCAGCAGCAAAUGCAGCCCAUGGCCUUACACCACCAGCACCACCAGCCCCCUCCUCAACCCUACCAACACCAGACCCAACCCCCACCUCCCCAGACCCGCUGGGUCGCCCCGCGCAACCGUAACCUUGGAUACGGGCAAGGAGGGGCCGGCAUGGACGGUAGCAGUAUGAUUGGCAUAGUCAGCGGGGGUAAUGACGGUCCCCCUGGUUCCGCCGGUAUGGUCCCUGGUGGAGUGGAGAACCACCCGGUGUUGGAGAAGCUGCGUGCCGCACACAGCUACAACCCCAGGGUGUUUGAGUGGAACCUGAAGAACGGUCGUGUGUUCAUCAUCAAGAGCUACUCUGAGGACGACAUCCACCGCUCCAUCAAGUACUCCAUCUGGUGCAGCACCGAGCACGGCAACAAGCGCCUGGACGGGGCCUUCCGCAGCCUCAACGGCAAAGGACCCGUUUACCUGCUGUUCAGCGUCAACGGCAGCGGCCACUUCUGCGGCGUGGCCGAGAUGCGCUCGUCUGUGGACUACGGCACCAGUGCCGGCGUGUGGGCGCAGGACAAGUGGAAGGGCAAGUUUGACGUGGACUGGCUGUUUGUUAAGGACGUGCCCAACAGCCAGCUGCGCCACAUCCGCUUGGAGAACAACGACAACAAGCCGGUGACCAACUCCCGGGACACUCAGGAGGUCCCUCUGGAGAAGGCUAAGCAGGUGAUGAAGAUCAUCGUGGGCUUCAAGCACACCACCUCCAUCUUCGACGACUUCUCCCACUAUGAGAAGAGGCAGGAGGAAGAGGAGGAGGUACGCAAGACCUUUGAGCCGCCUGCACCCGUCCAGAACCGGUCUCGGCUGGAACAGGAGCGCCAAAACAGGAGUAAACAGCAGUAGAAAACAUUUAUCCUUGGCUUGAUCAACAGUUACACUAGGACAUUCGAUUUAAGAGACAGAAGAAUUCCGAAAUUAUAUUUAAAAAAAAAAAAUAAGUAUUCUUUUUUUUCUAUUUAAUCCUGGUGAAUUUCUGCCACCACCGUGGAGACUUGCGCUUUCCGGCCCCAGGUACCACCCAUCACCUCUUGUGCAGGGAUAACAAGCUGAGUUCAUGUAUUACCUAGCCACCACCAUCACAUUGUUUUAGUUCUGAUUGACUUCGUUUUUUUACGUUCUCUCCAUGUACUCUUUCUCAUCAGACUGGAUUUGUUUUUGACCUCUCCUGGCCCCUCCCUUCUUACUCUUCCUCAAAUUGAAUCAGGGUUUGACAGCACCAAGGAGAAGAGAGAAUAUCUGCCACUUUAUAUUUCUGUACAAUCAGGAACUGCCGUGUCCUGCCCCUGUUUGUCCAUUGGGGGGCGGUGUUGCCAUCCUUCAGAGGUUUAACUGUGCCAACAGGGUUGGAGGAUCCCAAAGGCAAAAAAUGUUCGGACUUAGAACUGUGUGUGAUAAUGAGACUUCAGCGGUUUAUCUAUUUUUCAUUCAAGAUCAACAAAGUCUAUAUUUUCUGGCUUUACUACUGACAGUUUUUAGCUCAGAAGGAGGAUUUUUCUGGAGCCUUAAUAUUUAGUUUUCUAGUUAUUGAUGACUUGUCAAAAGAGUCUUUAACUGACAGGGCUGGAGAAAUCAGGGAUAGUCUGAAGUCAGACUCGGGACAUUUCAAAGGAGGAAGUGUGCAAAGGCCUCUGGGAAGGAAGUAACUGAUGGGUGUCCUCCACGACGACGGAGCUCUGACCAUCUGAAUUGAAAAUUAUACUAUUUUACAUCCCUAACAUCCCUCCACUUUGUUUUGAUAAAUGACAUUUGUCUUGAAGAAGUUGUGUCAUUAUCAGGAGAUUAUGUUCACGUACUCAAGCCAGUCUGAGAGAAAUGUAGCAUUCACCAUUUUAAAUGAAUUAUUUUAUAGUUAGAAUGAUGUGCUGUAACUGCUACAUAUGAAUGAAUUGUUUCUCUAUUUGGAAAAAUCACUUGGGUUAAUUAUCCGUUCAUCAUAAUUCUGUCUUAAUCUGUUGUUUUGUUUGACUUUCUUCUCAAAAUGUGGUUUUGCUGUAAAUCUCAUGUCCUUGGUAAUGCUAAGAUUUAACUUAGGAGCCUGUAGUCAUGGAGAUGACCUGAAAUGAGUAACUGAUUUACUAUCAAGAGUAAGAAAACAAAUAAGAACUAAAUAUGGUUUCUUGUGUUUUUUGUUGGUCAAAGUCAUUGAAAAUAAGUCAGUGGUAUCAGGAAGUUUCUAUCCAUCAAGAUUAAUUGGUGGCUGAACAUUGAAUGAUAAACAAUUAUCCCUCUAAUUAAUAGCCCACAAUGUGCAAUCAUGCAGGCUGCAAUCACAGUCUGGUAACCUUGAUUACAUUGUGGUUAAACACUAUAUAACCCUUUUGAGUAAUGGUUGGCACAACGAUUUCUUUCUAGUACAGUUCCUUUACUGACAGUACAGCAGUAUUUCCUUUGUUCUCUUACUGAUCUCAGACAUGCUGGAUUCCCAUUCUGCACAGAGAGACGGGGUAGAAACUUCUGAGUGACAUUCAGUCCACUCUUUUGUGUUGUAGGUUUAUUCUGACUUGAGCAUUAACCCCAGAAUUCUGUGACAUCACAGUGUGUGUGUGUGUGAGCAAGAGAGAGACAUGGAUGUGAAUGCUGUCCCUCACUGUUACUGUACAUCAGUGGAGGAGCUAUAGGACGACGGGCUCAUUGUAAUGGCUGGAAUUAAAUAACUGGAACGGAAUCAAACGUGGUUUCAAUAUGUUUAUCGUUCUAUUGAUUCCAUUCCAGCCAUUACAAUGAGCCAGUCCUCCUAUAGCUCCUUCCACCAGCCUCCACUGUUGUACAUGAGUGUGAACCUGCAUCUCUUGUGUUCAUGAAGUUGUAACAGCGUUGUUUCUUGCCGUGUGUGUGUGGAUCAGUUCCAGACUUGCUGGAUGCUUGUGUAUCACCACAGCCCAGUCUCAGAUGUUGGUUUUGUCUGUACUCUGUUGCGUAGCUGCUCUUUUCCCUGGCCGGUGUAGUGUAGCCCCUGUAUGUCUGGAGACAUGACCUUUGACUUCAUACUGGGGACAUCCGGGUGCAUCUCAAUAGUCUAAAGUGGCUUCCUUCCUCUCCUCCAUCUGCAGUAAUGUGAAAACAGGGUUAAAGCCAUAUGGGGUGGAUGAUUUCUAUGGUGUUUUCUUCCACAAGUUGUCUUUCACACCAGUAUAGAUGAAGGAAAGGAGACAAGUGAAGGAAGCCACUUUAGAUUAUAGACAUUGCUGUUGUCUUUCUUUCGGUCAAGAAGCAUGAAAUGGAUGUGAUGCCUAUAGUUCAGGACUUACAUGCACGUGUCGAGUUGUUUGCUGCAAUAGAGGGCCAUGUGUAUGGUUCUAAAAUAAAGGAUAUGUCUACUACACUAAAGGAAUAAUGACAUGAAAUUUAAAAAAAAAUAUUAAUACAAUGAAUUAUUGUAUAGACAAGUAAACCACUUUAGCUAUAUCAGUGGGAUCGACCUGUAAGGUUUUGAAAGCUCUAUCUUGGUUUAUUAUAUUUUUUCCUUUAGAAAAAAUCAAGCCUUAAUAAACUGUAUAUUUAGCAACAA